Messenger RNA from Strongylocentrotus purpuratus (purple sea urchin), 1029 nucleotides. RefSeq names its product D(5)-like dopamine receptor. Bases 1 to 1029 code for a protein of 342 amino acids. NCBI's taxonomy places the organism in Eukaryota, Metazoa, Echinodermata, Echinoidea, Camarodonta, Strongylocentrotidae. Gene Ontology annotation, biological process: G protein-coupled receptor signaling pathway. The transcript has a single exon. Gene Ontology annotation, cellular component: membrane. Gene Ontology annotation, molecular function: G protein-coupled receptor activity. The record is from RefSeq and is a predicted model, not a curated record.
AUGGGUGCCAGCGGCUUCGCACUCACUUUAUGCCGAAUCUUGUUGUGCCUAUUCAGCGGCUUCAACUUUUUAUCCUAUAUCUUCAUUAUCGUGUGCAUCAUCCGACAUCCUUAUCUUCAAACUAUCACCAAUUACACCCUGUUCUCGACGGGUGUGGCUCAUAUUGUAUUUCAAUUCAUGUGCGUCAUCUCAAUCUUUGAACUGCAGGACAUCUGUUCCGUCAGCAAGCCUUUUACUCUUAUUGCAUUCCUCUACAUCGGUAUGGUAGCAGUCUUUGCUAAUACUGUUCUGGUCACUAUAGAAACCUAUCUCAAGGUAUGCCAUCCCUUCUUAUACGCCCGCGUCAUAACUGGCCGGAAGUGUUUCCUCUUGAUCGCCUUGAUCUGGGUAAUCAGCUUUUGCUUUGCAGCUAUAGCUGGAGAAGCUGGAAACAAUUUGGAACAUGAUAAGUAUAGAGAUUGUCCUUUUUUGGCUGUUCAAGAUCACGAUAAAACCAUCGGCAACAUUUUGAACAUAGUCCUCGUGCCUUCUUUGGUCAUCAUCAGUGUCUUAAAGUUUCUAGUGAUCCGUACUGCGAGGAAACAAGCCGUUAGGAUAGGAGCUUUGGGCGAAAGAGAACCUUCACAACCUCCACACCAACAACCGAACGGUGACAUAGUCGAACAGCUCCAACAGAAAUUCAAGAAUAUUCGCAAGAGCACCAUUAAUCUUACUAUCUUUGUCGGAACAUACAUCUGCGGCUGGGUACCCGUUCUUAUCAUUUCAAAUAUCAUUUUCUACACUGAUCACCCGGUGGGUCUCAAUGCAUCAGUCAUCAUUUUUAUGGCUGUGGCUAAUCUGACAUCGGUAGGACCAUUGGUCUAUACUUUAAGACAGACGGAGUUCUCGCGUCUGCAGAAGCGCUACGUUCAACAAAUAAAAGCCUACGUAUGUGAACGUUUUGGGGACAUACGCAAGGAGGUUCAUGUAAACGUUAUCCAGACCAAAACAACAACAGAGACCGAGUUUGGCGCCUCCGUGCCUCAGUAA